Messenger RNA from Canis lupus familiaris (dog), 2416 nucleotides. Its product is annotated as solute carrier family 23 member 2-like. Gene Ontology annotation, biological process: transmembrane transport. NCBI's taxonomy places the organism in Eukaryota, Metazoa, Chordata, Mammalia, Carnivora, Canidae. Gene Ontology annotation, cellular component: membrane. The transcript is spliced from 11 exons. The record is from RefSeq and is a predicted model, not a curated record. Bases 431 to 2059 code for a protein of 542 amino acids. Gene Ontology annotation, molecular function: transmembrane transporter activity.
UCAACUAGUCAUUAAGAAUCAACUUUAAGAAACUGCUAAGCCUGUGCUUUCAGCCCAGAGCCUCACCCUCAUCACCACCCCUCCUCUCCUGCCUCCCGGAAUCAGGCUUUCAGAAAGUACUCCCAUGCCACUCCCAAAAGGCUGUACCUGAUUUGUUCCCCUAGUGUCAUAGAGGAUCAUUAACCUCUCCACACUCCUUCACACUUAUUAAAUUAUGAAACAUUUGCUGCACCUGAGUGCACCUUGGUCUCCGUGAUGAUUGGAGGGGGCAAGAGAAGUCUGGAAGCCCCACCCCUCCCAGAGCCAGCCCAGGAUCCUUGUCUUUCUCUCCAUUUUGGCAGGCGGUGAAACGUCAAUCUCUUUCAACCGGAGCGGGUUCCCUUCGUUUUUACCUUGAGACGAGGCCAAAACGGGCAGACCCUGGGUUGCCAUGAGCUUUACCAUCACCAGCUGUGAGCACCCCGACCCUCUGCAGAGAGGUGACGAUGUGCUCAACUGUGACAACGAAGGCCAAGGCAGGAAGAAGGAUGGGCAGUCCAGGAGCCCUAGCAGCAGCCAGCUGAUCUAUAGCAUCCUGGAUAUCCCACCAUGGUAUCUCUGCAUCCUCAUGGGGAUCCAGCACUUCCUCACGGCCCUGGGGGGCCUCGUAGCCAUACCGCUCAUCUUGGCCAAGGACCUGUGUCUGCAGCAUGACCCACUGACUCAGAGCUACCUCAUCAGCACGAUUUUCUUCGUCUCUGGCAUCUGCACUCUCCUGCAAGUGUUUUUUGGAGUCAGGCUGCCCAUUCUCCAGGGAGGGACAUUUGCUUUUGUGGCACCCUCCCUGUCCAUGCUGUCCCUUCCUGCUUGGAAGUGCCCUGAAUGGACAUUCAAUGCCAGUCUGGUGAACACCAGCUCUCCCGAGUUCACUGAAGAAUGGCAGAAGAGGAUCCGAGAGCUGCAGGGCGCCAUCAUGGUCGCUUCCUGUGUCCAGAUGCUGGUGGGAUUCUCUGGCCUCAUUGGGUUUCUCAUGCGCUUCAUCGGCCCCCUGACCAUCACUCCGACCAUCACCUUGGUGGCCCUGCCUCUCUUUGAUUCUGCGGGUGACAGUGCUGGGGUCCACUGGGGGGUCGCUGCCACGACCAUCUUCCUCAUCGUGCUGUUUUCUCAGUACCUAAAAAACGUCGGCAUACCUGUGCCCGUUUAUGGAGGGAAGAAGUGUCAUACAUCUAAAUUCCACCUGUUUCAGGUCUUCCCGGUGCUGCUGGCGCUCUGCCUCUCGUGGCUUCUCUGCUUCGUGCUCACAAUCACCAACGCCCUUCCCACUGCCCCCACGGCCUAUGGGCAUCUGAGCCGCACGGACACCAAAGGCAAUGUCCUGAGCCAGGCUCCCUGGUUUCGCUUCCCUUACCCAGGACAGUGGGGUGUCCCCACCAUCAGCCUGGCUGGGGUCUUUGGGAUCAUCGCAGGGGUGAUUUCCUCCAUGGUGGAGUCAGUAGGCGACUACUACGCCUGUGCCCGGCUGGUGGGGGCCCCCCCGCCUCCAAGGCAUGCUGUCAACCGUGGCAUUGGCAUCGAGGGCCUUGGCUGUCUGCUGGCAGGGGCCUGGGGGACCGGGAAUGGCACCACCUCCUACAGCGAGAACAUCGGGGCACUGGGCAUCACCAGGGUGGGGAGCAGGAUGGUGAUGGUCGCUGCUGGCUGCUUGCUGCUCCUGAUGGGCGUAUUUGGGAAGAUCGGGGCUGCCUUUGCCACCAUCCCCACCCCUGUGAUCGGAGGCAUGUUCCUGGUGAUGUUUGGGGUCAUCACUGCUGUGGGGAUUUCCAACCUGCAGUACGUGGACAUGAACUCAUCCAGGAACCUCUUUAUCUUUGGCUUCUCCAUCUACUGUGGGCUUGCCAUUCCCAACUGGGUGAACAAGAACCCCGAGAGGCUCCAUACAGGGAUUCUCCAACUGGACCAGGUCAUCCAGGUGCUGCUGACCACAGGCAUGUUUGUUGGUGGAUUUCUGGGCUUUUUCCUGGACAACACCAUCCCUGGUAGGGCUCACCUGCUCUCUGUAAGCUUGCAGUUUGGGUAGAUGGUCAGCAUUUGGACCACCCACAUUGCUCCUCUAACCCUUAGUACCAUGUCGGGCUGACCACAGCAUAUCCUGAGCAGGCCCUGGGUCUGGGUGGGAUGUACAGGCCCGGGUUAGCUUUCUAGGGCUGCAAUAACAAAAUAUUACCAAUGGGUUUAAACAAUUAAAGGGUAUUUUCUCAUAGUCUGGAGGCUAGAAGACUGGGAUCAGGGUGUUGGCAGGGUUGGUUUCUCCAGAAGCCUCUCUCCUUGGCUUGCAGAUGGCCGUCUUCUUGCUAUGAUCUCACGUGCCCUUUCUUCUGUGUGGGCACAUCCCUGGGGUCUCUCUGUGUGUCCUAAUCCUUUCAUAGAAGGACAG